Molecule: messenger RNA, 3978 nt
Organism: Zootermopsis nevadensis
Lineage: Eukaryota; Metazoa; Arthropoda; Insecta; Blattodea; Termopsidae
Source: RefSeq, a predicted model, not a curated record
UGGAUAAGAUUCUUGCUUGUUAAUGUUGCAAAGAUAGUUCUUGUAGUGUGAUUGUUUUGAUGGAUAAUGAAUUUUAUGCAAUGUCCGAAGUCAUAAAACUGGUAUCUGUAGCUCGUGGAGUUAUAUGUGUAAUUUUACUGUUUUGGACUGGACGGCAGACAGAGUGUAAAUAAAUCAGUCUUUCGUAUAAACUUAUGUACUUGUUUAAACGAAAGUGGUGUCGGAAUGUGGUGUUUGAAUUCAACAUCUCAGAACUCUUCGCAAAAUAAGGUCCAAUGUAAAUAAGAAACAAUGGAAGAGCAUAGUGCUCAGGAGAAGCAGUAUUUGUCUCAGCAGAUGAAGAACAUGACUGAAGAUUCAAACAAUGUAGGACUUGAUUCUCAUGACUUUGUGCCAGAACACAAGCCAAACAUAUUGCAGUCAUCAUGGAAACCAUUUGGCUGUGAAACAUGUGGCAAACGAUUCACCCUAAAAGGUAGCCUUAGAACACAUGAGAAGCUCCAUGGCUUUCGACCAGUGUAUAAUUGUGAUAUCUGUGGGAAAACUUUCAAAGUAGCAGCUGGACUCAAGUCUCAUGCAUCAUUGCAUUCUGGACAAAAGCCAUUCCAUUGUGACAUCUGUGGCAAGUCUUUUACACUUAAAGGAAGUUUGAAAACACAUUCAGCUCUUCAUUCCACAGUGCAAGAGUCAUUUCCUUGUUACGUAUGUGGGAAGACGUACAAAGGAAAAGCCAGCCUCAAGUCUCACUCCGCUAUGCACUCAAACAAGAAACCAUUUAUGUGUGAGGAUCAAGUGGCAGGAUGGAGUCCUCCCUCCAGUACACCCAUUGGAGAUGGAAACAGUGUGUCAAAUGUGACAGGACAGCAGGUGACCCCAUUUGACUUCUGGCAUAGGUUUCCUCAGAUGUUUCAUGGAUAUGAGGGAAUGACAGCGUCCCAACCUGCUGUUGCCAGACAGUGUACAAAGAAGGAAAUAUACAACAUCAGUUGUGAAUCACCAGGAAUUGAGCACAUAAGAAGUUCUGUGGAUCUCUGCCUUCCGUUGUACAUACGCCUACCACCAAACACUGUUACUUCGUUCCUAAGAAGCUCCUUACUUACCUGCGCAUCUGUACACUCACUGAGCUGUUUCGGAUAUGUAUUCAUGGCAUCAAUUCAGGAACCUUCGAUUAGGGGACCACCUGCCCCCAAACAACGGAAUUACCAACCUGCAAGUCUUCAAAACCUUGCUUUUGAGGCAUUAAGGUACUAUGUCUAUGAUUUUGGUGUUCAUCUGAUUCAGUCAGUAGGAACAAAUUCCAAGAAGCUCCACAGUGCAAUACAGGACUGUUCAUAUCUUCAAGAUAUGCUUCACAGUAUGGUGCCUGUCAGCUUUGCCAAUGAUGUCACAGAAAAGUUGCUUAUCUCCGUCGAUGACAUGUACAAGGAUAUCCAUGCUUGCACUAAGGAAUCUUGGUGCGACAAAAUAGUUCAAGAGUUGGUCAGAGCCAUCUGCUGUGACAAGACUAAAUCUAUGUCGUACUCUCCGUCUUAUCCCAGGCGUUGUGUUCAGCGGACUUUACACAAUGAAGAGACUGAAGGUUCUCAAAUUGUCGCACUUGAUGGAUCAAACUUAUGAAGUUUUCAUUAUAAGAGGCCUACAUGCUAUGAUGGAUUUAGAAAUAUUGCUUUAAAUCAUCACUGUUCUGACAACAUUAUAAUGGCAGUAGGAAGUACAUGUAGAAAGUUGAAGGUCUUGGAUGUUGCUUUCUCAAGCCGUAUAACUAAUAUCAGCAUUGGAGCCAUCUUAAAAUUAGUGUGUUUGGAAGAGCUGAAUAUACUUGAUACAUCUAUCUCUUAUGAAGGCUAUACAAAGUUGAUUAACGGAUUAAGUCGUAAUACAGUGAAUGAGUCAUUGCUAAAGUUUGGGUGUAGCCGACUCGUAACUUCACACUUUCAUCUCCUGCUUAAUGGCUUUCAGAACCUCGUGGAAAUAAGCAUUAAAAGAUGCUGUUGUGACUCAGCUGUUGCAGGGUUGCAAAAUCUGCAGACUGUCCGGUUUACAGAUUUCUGGUUUUCGGACAUCCAAGCACUGAUUGUCAUAAAAGGUUCACAGUUGCUCGAACUGCAACUGAAAAAUGUUGGGGACAUUAAUUUGAAAGUGAUUGAUGAAAAUUGCCUGUCUCUAAAGCAUCUUCCCAUCAGUGGCUAUGUGCGACAUGUCCCUCAGUUUGAGAAUAACGAUGAUCCGUUGCCUGGAUUCCAAUCUUCACACCAUCUCUCCCUUUAUUUAUACAAACGUGAAUAUUUUAUUCCUUAUAUUCUAUCUUAAUGCACUAACGUAAAGAUAGUGGACAUAUUUAUCACAGAUGGAAAUGAGCAAGAAACUUACUUGAUCAUGGAAUUUGUACUUUCAAGGAACACAUUAAAGUGUUUCGAAGAAAUUUCUGUUAAAACUCAUAUGUCAGGUUUGCUAUCUUUGCAUACUGCAAAAUUGCUUAUUGAAUGCAGCCCAGGUAUUACUAGCUUGAAGGGUGUCAACACUUGGAGCAGUGUUGGCAUCUUGGAAGACUUAAUCGAUGAAAUGGCAGAGAAUUAUCCUCACAUUCAUCUUAGUGAAUAAAAUCUGAAUGGUGUCAUAACGUUUCAGAUAUUAACUGACAUUUCAGAGGAGCAUACUGCCUCCAUCAUGUGGGUGCCAUCUUCAUACUCAUUGCCAUGAAAACAUGAAAUCUCACCUUUUGGAGAUUAAUUAAAGUUCCUCCAGAAAAUAAGAAAUACAAACUUUCAUAUAUCAUCUGGGGGAUGACAGGGUCACAUUAGAGGCCCAGUUUCACAGAGACAUAGUCUCACCCCAUUGCCACAACAAGAACAUGUGUGGGCAGACAAGUAUUGUCUGUCUGAGAAGAGAUUUUACUUGGUCUUGAAACCAUUAUUUUGAUAAAUGCGUCCCUAAAACACUGUCCCAUUCAAAAAUUUUAGACUUGCUACAGUAAUCUGUAGAAUAAUUAGUUUAAAGGUCAUGUGACACAGCUUCCAUGUUCCAAAUGUAUGGACACAUCCAUAUUUGUCUGUCACAUUCUUCUUAGGAACUAGAAAAACCUGCAUGAUCUGAGGUCAUUGGUGUACCACAGUGUUACAAUAGUAUGAACUGAGGCCAUUUUUGAAACAUAUUGUUACAGCAGCACUGCUAGCUGAGGUUGUUGGAACACUUACAUGACUCAAUACGACCAUUGCUGGCUUAUGUUGCAACAGUGACCUUGGAUGGCAUUGUUGCCUUUGAUAGCAGUGGUGCAUUUGUUAUCCCGUUUGUUGCCCUGCCAAGUCACUGUGCAUGAUAUGGCAUGAAGGACCUCUUUGGAAUUUCAGUGUACUUCAAAGAGUACACCUUUCCAUUCUUCUUGUUAUUUAUAUUAUUGGUAUGUACUAUAUUAGGCAUAUAUUAAUAGUGCAGGAUUUCUAGAUGGCUGAAACAUACAUAGGUGAUGUACAAUACAUCAGUGAUGAUUGUGAUGCUAGGAUCAUUUAAUGUACCCCACCCCCUUUCAUUCAUUCAAGGCCACUUUAUUUAGAAGCCUGAAUGGGCUUUUACAUUUGUCAUCUGAGUCUUUUGAUAGGUUUUGAUAAAUUCUUCUGCUGUACGUAGGCCUAAUGAGUAUAAACAAUGUGUAAGUUUCCUUCACUUUAAUUGAUUAAAGGCCUAAUUGAACUUUUGCAUGUAUUGAUUGAGUCUUGACAGAUCCUGAUAAAACUUUAUUUACUUUACAUGUAGUACCAUGUGUAAAUUUCACUCACUAUAAUUCAUAUUAAGGGCUAUUUACAUAAAUAUUUAAUUGGACUUUAAGAAUCUUUUAAUCUCACAUACUUUAUAAUUUCAUUUGUAUGAUUAUUAUCAAGUGGAAAGGAAUUUUUGCAUACAUGUUUCAUUCAAUUUUUCUGUACUGUACAAUUUAUACAUUUGUGCACUGGCUAAUAAAAUUACUGCUGUAAUUGAAAGGAG